Microthlaspi erraticum is the source of this 1176-nucleotide messenger RNA. Lineage: Eukaryota; Viridiplantae; Streptophyta; Magnoliopsida; Brassicales; Brassicaceae. The record is from the annotation of a GenBank genome assembly.
AUGGGAAAAGACCUGGUGAGGAAGGAGCUCGACACCGUGGCAAUGGAGCCGCUUAGCCCCAUGUCACAGUUGCUCAGUUCACCAGGAAUGUUCAUUGUAGUAACCUUUGGGUUUAAAAUUCCGUUUAACCUUUCCGCCAUUGUCGAAGGCAUCAAGAACACAUUGAUCAAUGCUCCCAGAUUCUCUAGUAAAAUGGACAUCGACUAUCAGAAAAAGGGAGAAUCGGUCUGGAUUCCUGUAAGGGUUCGAGUAGAAGAUCAUGUUAUCGUUCCGGAUCUUGACUAUGGCAACAUUGAUAGUCCUGAUCAGUUCAUAGAAGAUUAUACUUCAAGCAUUGCUAAUACUCCAAUGGACAUGUCCAAGCCUCUCUGGGAGUUUCAUUUACUCAACAUAAAGACAUCAAAUGCGGAAUCUGUGGUCCUGGCCAAAAUUCAUCAUUCAAUCGGUGAUGGAAUGUCUCUUAUGUCCCUUUUACUCGCUUGUGCUCGAAAAACAUCAGACCCAAACGCGCUAGUUUCCACUAAAACAGCUACAAGAAAACCUACUGCUUCUAAGGCUUCGGCUUGGUGGUUGUUUACUGGAUUUUGGUUAAUGAUAAGGGCCGUUUUCUAUACUAUUGUUGAUGUGUUUAAGUCUCUUCUUACAAUUUAUUUUCUGCGGGAUACCAAAAAUCCUCUUAUGGCUAAUACAAACAAUGGGAUUCGAUCUUGGAAGGUUAUCCAUCGGACAAUAAGUUUCGAUGAUGUCAAGUUAGUGAAGAACGUAAUGAACACGACAGUGAAUGAUGUUCUUCUCGGAAUGACACAAGCCGGUCUUUCAAAAUAUUUGAGUACAAAAUAUGAUCGAUAUACAAUGGUCCAGAAAGAAAAAAUCUUGGAAAAGAUCCGUGUUCGUAGUACUGUAGCUGUAAACCUAAGACCAGCAGCUAAUAUAGAGGAUCUGGCUAAUAUGAUGGCGAACGGUUCGAAGUGUAGAUGGGGAAACGUUGUGGCUGUUAUUUUAUUUCCUCUAUGGAUAAAGUCAGAGGAUGAUCCGCUCGACUAUGUAAACAAGAUUGUUAUCAAUCUAGCUGUUGAUACAUCAACAAUCCCAGAUCCUCAUCGACUAUGUGAUGAUGUGGUGGAAUCGCUCGAAACCAUCAAAUCUGCCAUAAACUUUCAUAAAACGGAGGUCUGA